Molecule: messenger RNA, 1313 nt
Organism: Ipomoea triloba (trilobed morning glory)
Lineage: Eukaryota; Viridiplantae; Streptophyta; Magnoliopsida; Solanales; Convolvulaceae
Exons: 6
Coding region: 216-1199 (327 amino acids)
Source: RefSeq, a predicted model, not a curated record
AUGCUCUGAUGCUCAUCUUCUUAUGGGCUAUAGCACUCGAACGUUGGUACCAAAUGCCAAGAAGCAAAAACACCCACUUAUUUAAAUGCUAAACUAGCCGUUAUGAACUCCACUUUAUCUCCUUCUUGCUUCUGCUUGGACCCCUCCUCUCUCUCUCUCUCUCUCUCCCUUAACUCUUCUUUUCACUUUCUCUUUCCAAACUCAGAAAAGCUAUAAUGGCAAUCUCAGUGGAAUCAUCUUCACCAUCCCGGUCUCUCGUUAAGGGAUCGUCAUCAUCAUCAUCACCCAGACCUAUGGGUCCUUCUCCAGCACCGAGCCCAUCCUCAGACGAACAUUUCUGGAGCACUCUUCGCAGCCGGGUCGAUGUUCUUCUCGAAAACCGCAAAUCCCUCGAUCAAACUGGUGGAGCUGAGGAGAGAACGAAAAGAAUGAAGGAGGAUACUAUGCUUCUUCUGAGAGGAUUUGACUCUGUCUCUUCCACUCUGUCUCAGCUCUCAAGCAAUCUGGAAACUGCCCUUCAGGGGGCAAGAGAUCUUGCGAAACCGCCCACAUUGACAGAAAUACUUCACAGCAAUCUGGAGAAUGCUAGAAGUGGAGAAAACAACCCAGAAGCAGACAACAGGGGAUUAAAGAGGAAGUAUGAAUCCAAAGAAUGUUCAGAUGAUCCAAUUCAAGAUGAGUCUAGGGAUGAAAAUGUGCAGGGAAAGAAGGGAUUGGGGAAGCUCAAGAUAGCCAAAAAUAUUGCGGUUUCCAUGGCGACAAAAGCAGCUGCAUUUGCCAGGGAAUUGAAGUCAUUAAAAUCAGAUCUGACCUUCGUACAGGAGCGGUGCUCUCUGUUGGAGGAGGAAAACAGGAGGCUCCGUGAUGGGUUCCCCAAAGGUGUGGUUCCACCUGAAGAAGAUGAUCUGGUGAGGCUUCAACUGGAGGCACUUCUGGCGGAGAAAUCGAGGCUGGCGAAUGAAAAUGCAAACCUGAGCAGGGAGAACCAGUGUCUUCGGCAGCUAGUGGAGUAUCACCAGUUUGCUUCGCAGGAUCUGUCUGCAUCCUAUGAGAAUUUGCUGAAAAGUGUGGGUACGAGCCUGGAUUUUACACCAGAUGAGGAGCAUGGAGAGUUGGAAGCAUCUCCUGGAGAUAUAUUAGGGCUUUUCAAAUCCCUGGACCAGUGCUACGAUGAUGAAGACUGUGAAAAACAAGAAUGAUCCAAGCACACUCCACCAUGAAGAAUAAACAACACCCUUUUUGUAUAGAAUAGAAAUUAAUAUUGGCCAUGUUUUUUCCAUUCAAAAAGAGUAAUUAAGUUCCUAUUUUGGUAA